UUGAUCUGUCUGCUGUGUGCAUCUCACUCAAAAUCGCCGCUUUCCGACAAGAUGGAGGGUCUGCCCAAGCCACCGACCAGCGAUGAAGACAUGCGUGUGAUCCGUGAUGGGUCGAUGCCUGCGAUGCCGGGGCCGGCCAAGUUCUUUACGGGCGAGGUUCGGAUUGCCAAGUAUCUACCGGCGCCGGAGCCAUCGCGCUUGGGCGUGGCCGUGGUCCAGUUUGAGCCUGGAGCACGCACCAACUGGCACACACACCCGCUGGGUCAGAUCUUGGUGGUGACCAAGGGCACGGGCUGGACCCAGUGCGAGGGGGGCCAAAAGACGGAGAUCCGCCCGGGGGACAUGAUCUGGUGCAACUGCAACCGCCGCCACUGGCACGGCGCCACGGACACGACCAGCCUAGAGCAUGUGGCCAUCAACGAGAGUCUCGACGGCAAGCCUGUCGAAUGGCAGGAGGCCGUUUCAGACGAAAUCUACCUCUCGGCUGACAUCAAGAAGGAUUAAGCAAGCUUCCUGGGUUGUGAAGCAACCCUUUUUAAGUGUGCGUGUAUGCGUGGGUGUGUGUGCGCAUGGGAUUGAUAAAAGCGUAGGCGCAAGCCGGGGAUGGAUAUGGAUGGGAUGGGGCGUUGCAGUCAAAGCCGAGGGCGCUCCAUGUGGGGAGAGGCUCGGUAUGGUGACAUCCUCCCCUUUUUUUCUCUUUGUUCGGGAUCUGGGAUCGGGCUGCCUGAGCUAUGGGGCUGGAGGCAUGCUCGGUCUGCUUGCAUGAAUUGAUGUAUAAUGCUCG
Monosiga brevicollis MX1 is the source of this 784-nucleotide messenger RNA. RefSeq lists its product as uncharacterized. Lineage: Eukaryota; Choanoflagellata; Craspedida; Salpingoecidae. The transcript has a single exon. The coding region runs from base 52 to 504 and encodes 150 amino acids. The record is from RefSeq and is a predicted model, not a curated record.